AUGAGAGACUACCACGACCUCUACUUGGAGACUGACGUUCUUCUGCUGGCUGAUGUGUUUGAGAACUUCAGGAGAACAUGUCUGGAAAGUUACGAACUUGACCCCGCACAUUACGUGUCAGCACCUAGUCUAAGUUGGGACGCUUUCCUGAAAAAGUCAGGUGAAGAAAUAGAACUCGUAAGCGAUAUGGAUAUGUUCCAGUUCUUCGAGAAGGGUAUGAGAUGUGGUACAAGUUAUAUUGCUCAUAGACACUCCGAAGCUAAUAAUAAGUACAUGGAGACGUACGAUGAGUCGUCUGAGAACAAGUACCUAAUGUACCUCGAUGCCAAUAAUUUAUAUGGCUGGGCAAUGUCACAACCACUACCUAACGGAGAGUUUGAGUGGGUUGAGGAAGUUGAUGGUAUGAAUCUAGAGGAUUACUUGGGAGACAACGGAAGAGGGAUGGUUCAGGAGGUUGACCUGGAAUAUCCACAAGAACUUCACAACUUACAUAACGGUUAUCUUCUAGCACCGGAGAGUAAGGAAAUCAGUGCUUCUAUGUUGUCAGAUUAUGCGAAGAGUAUUGUUGAGAAAUUCCAACUGAAAAUUGGAGGAGUAAGAAAACUUGUGACUUCACUAGGUCCCAGGAAAAAUUACGUCCUACAUGCACGCAAUCUGAAACUGUACACAGACCUUGGGAUGAAACUCAUGAAGGUCCAUAGAGCGGUUACGUUCAAGCAGUCUCCCUGGCUUAAGGACUAUAUAGACUUCAAUACAAAGAAAAGGUCUGCAGCCCGUAAUACGUUCGAAAAGAACUUCUUCAAGUUGAUGAACAACUCAAUCUACUGAAAGACUAUGGAGAAUCUUAGGAAAAGGGUUGAUGUGAAAUUAGUGUCCUCCGAAGACGACCUCCUAAAACUGACAGCAUCACCGUGCUUCCAGUCACAUCGAAUCAUGAAUGAGAAUCUCAUAGUGGUAAAGAGGAUGAAAGAAGUUCUAACGCUAAAUAAACCGUGUUACGUAGGAAUGAGCAUAUUAGACUUAUCCAAGACUUUAAUGUACGAUUUCCACUACAACACCAUCAAGAAGGAGUACGGUAACAGGUCAAGGCUACUGUUCACUGAUACUGACAGUCUGAUGUACGAACUGAAGACGAAUGAUGUUUAUGAGGACUUUAGGAGGAUUGGUGAAGAGCAAGACUGUUGGGAUAAUUCAGAUUACCCAAAAGAUUCUCCGUACUACUCAGACCACAACAAGAAGGUUAUAGGUAAGUUUAAGGACGAAGCUGAAGGAGUACCCAUAAUUGAGUUCGUUGGGCUAAGGGCAAAGAUGUACUCCUAUGUUAAGGAAAACGGUGGAGGUGGAAUGACUGCUAAGGGAGUUAAAAA
This is a messenger RNA of Paramuricea clavata, 1367 nucleotides long. NCBI's taxonomy places the organism in Eukaryota, Metazoa, Cnidaria, Anthozoa, Malacalcyonacea, Plexauridae. The record is from the annotation of a GenBank genome assembly.